This is a messenger RNA of Heterocephalus glaber (naked mole-rat), 597 nucleotides long. RefSeq names its product olfactory receptor 14I1. The record is from RefSeq and is a predicted model, not a curated record. Gene Ontology annotation, molecular function: olfactory receptor activity; G protein-coupled receptor activity. Gene Ontology annotation, cellular component: membrane. Gene Ontology annotation, biological process: G protein-coupled receptor signaling pathway. NCBI's taxonomy places the organism in Eukaryota, Metazoa, Chordata, Mammalia, Rodentia, Bathyergidae.
AUGGACAACCUCACCAUCUUCACAGAAUUCCUCCUCAUGGAUGUCACAGGCUCCCGGGAGCUCCAGGUUCUACAAGGUGUGUUAUUCUUAGUUAUUUAUCUGGGAGCACUCACAGGGAAUCUUGUGACUGUCACUGUUAUCCUGACAGACACACGUCUGCACUCUCCCAUGUACAUUUUUAUAAGCAAUGUGUCCUUCAUAGAUCUCGGAAGUAUCACAGUUGUUGUUCCCAAGGCCAUUGUGAAUUCCAUGAUGGACAAUAAGAGGAUCUCCCUGACAGAGUGUGCUGCACAGAUUUUCCUGAAUAUCCUUUUUGGAGCAGUGGAGAUUGCCCUCCUGGUGGUCAUGUCCUAUGACCGCUAUGUGGCCAUUUGUCACCCUCUGCACUAUGGGAUCAUCAUCACCCCAAGUCUGUGUUCCCAGGCUGCAGCUGGUUCCUGGGCCUCUGGUUUGGUCUACUCUGCUAUCCACACAGGUGCUCUGUUCAGGCUUCCUUUCACCAAGACCAAUGGGAUCCAGCAAUAUUUCUGUGAUAUUCCUCAAAUUCUGAGAAUAUCAUCAUCUGUUGUCCAGUAUUCUGAAUUUGUAAUCAUUGUU